GUGGACGCGACGGCCAAACUGCCGGAGCCGCUGCUGGGCGGGCUGAGCCUCCACCUGGGCGACUACGACCAGUGCCUGCGCGCGCGCUCAGAGGCGUUUGCGGGCCGCUACUGCCUGGUGGCGGCCAUGGGCCAGCGCGUUGCCACGUGCGUGCCUUCCACGUGCUCGUGGCGCUCGCUCGACGUGCUCCUCGCCAACAGCAGCGCCGGGGUGGUGCGUGUGCCCUCGCACACGUGCCAGUCGGCGGAUGACCCCUUCGUCUUCCACCCCGCCACUGCCGCGCUCGGGGUGGUGGUGCUGCUGGCCCUGCUGAACGCGCUGGUCUGGUUCCUGCUAACCUACGAGGACGUGCGUCUCAAGCUGCCCGCCCGCUGGCGGCCCUCGCAGAAGACGGCCAAGGCUCUGUCGCCCGUCACCGCCUGGAGGAAGAUCAGCGGGGCGCCCGACCCGGACAAGCCGCGGGCCGCCCACGCACGCACCCCCUCUCCAGGGGCGGGGUGCGCUGGUGGCGCGCAGGCGGCGGCAGAGGCGGGCGGCGCAGGCGAGGCGAGGGAUCCCGGCGACUGGAGCUGGGCGCUGCCGCGCAUGUCUGCGGCCAGCGGCCUGCGCACCAUCUCCAUGGUGUGGGUGGUGAUGGGCCACCGGGACGCGCUGAUGCCGCAGCUGCCGGUGCUGGACAAGCGCGCGCUGCCGGAGCGCAUGAAGCAGUGGGCUCACGUGUACGUGCCCGCCGGGCUGUUCGCCGUCGACACCUUCCUCUUCGUGGCCGGGUGCGUGCUGGCCUACUCGUUCGCCUGCAGCCGCCGCCGCCACCCGCGCUCCCUCCGCCAGCUGCGCUCCUGGCUGCCCGCCUUCUACCUGCACAGAUACAUCCGGUUAACGCCUCUUAUGGCAUUUGCAAUAGUGCUAUACGCCGGUGGGCUUGCCUAUUUUGGAGAAGGCCCUCUAUGGGAACAGCUUUCGGCUUUUGAUGUGCAGUCCUGUAGAACGAACUGGUGGCCAAACUUCCUUUACAUCCACAAUUACUACAACAAUCGGAACAUGCACGCAGAGCUGGUGUACAUCCCCGCGCACGCGCGCGCGGCGCCGUGGGUGGUGGGCAUGGGCGUGGGCGCGUGGGCGGCGCGCGUGGUGGGCGGUGGCGAGGCGCUGGGCCGCUGCAUGGAGCGCGUGCUGUGGGCGUGGGGCGCGUUGGUGCUGCUGGCUCUGCCGCUGGCGCUGACGGGAGCGCUUCGCGCGGGCGACGAGCCCUCCCGCUGGGGCUCUGCGCUCUUCGUGGCCUGCUCCAAACCCGUGUGGGCGACGGGGCUGGGCGCCGUGUUGAUGCUGUGCGCCACGGGCCGCGCGCCGCGCCUCAACGCGCUGCUGUCGUGGGAGCCGCUGGCGGUGCUGGCGCGGCUGUCGUUCGCUGUCUACCUGCUGCACCCCACCGUGCAGGGCGUCACGGGCUGGAGCACGCGCGGCACCACCGUCGCCACGGACGUCACCACCAUUCCGUUGAUCGUGGCCGACGUGGUGCUGACGUUCGCCGUGGCGCUGCCGGUGUCCAUCCUCGUCGAAUCCCCGUUCAUCGCCCUGGAGAGUCUGCUGUUGCGGGGAGGCAAGACCGAGCGUCGGGGCUCCCCGCCACCACCCGCUCCCGACUCGCCGGAGAUCCAAAUCUCCGGGUCCAUCGACCCCGAGAGCCCUCCGCAGCCGCUGGUGCAGCGCCGCGGGAGGCGCGCCUCGGACUCGGCUUGUUUAAACGUGUUCGGCUGUUGCAGAGAUUGGCUCCAGUCCCUCCGUUCAAAGAGACGAGGGAGAGGGAGCACGAGCAGAAGUGUCAGCAGGAGCAGGAGUGGAAGUAAGUGCGACCCGGCCGAAGCGACACAGUCGCGCCCCUACGAAACAUUGCACUCGGAGGAGAGUCGCGGCCAGCUUCCUUCCGCCAGCGUGGCAUCGUUGCCCGUCGAACAAAUCUUGACCAGCGAGAUAUCGUUGGCCGACGAACAGCCGAAGCCCAGCGAACUGCCGUUGAGCGGGCCUUCCGCAGUCUUUCCGACCUGCUCGAGUUUUGUAGAUUCUAAGAGUUUCUUCGGUUCUGCUGUCUCCUCCUCUAGCGACGAGAGCAGGCAACACCCGUUCGUCAAGGGCGGCUCCUCGGAGACCCUUUGGCGAGCACCGUCUGGCGAGAAGAUUCCAAUGGAGGACAAGGCUCUCAAAGAGCACACGCCUGUGGCGAGGUCGUCUUCAGACGAGUCGGCGAAGACUCCACCGGUGACCCGGAGGUCACUGGAAAAUGUGGAAGAGGAGGUCUCCACGGAUAGUGUCUAAUGUUGCCUCCACAAACAACGGAGGGGAUUUCUCGCUUUGGAUAUGGUUACUAUUAGGAGUUUACUUGAAGGCCUUUGAAUUCACUUCCUAUCCGAAAACUCAAGGCCUUGCUUAAAAUUUUCUAAUUUUUGCAAUGUUUUGA
Gryllus bimaculatus (two-spotted cricket) is the source of this 2455-nucleotide messenger RNA. The record is from the annotation of a GenBank genome assembly. Lineage: Eukaryota; Metazoa; Arthropoda; Insecta; Orthoptera; Gryllidae.